Pseudophryne corroboree (corroboree frog) is the source of this 1818-nucleotide messenger RNA. It is a transcript of the gene GUCA1A, whose product is annotated as guanylate cyclase activator 1A. Gene Ontology annotation, cellular component: cone photoreceptor outer segment; photoreceptor inner segment. Gene Ontology annotation, molecular function: calcium sensitive guanylate cyclase activator activity; calcium ion binding. Gene Ontology annotation, biological process: positive regulation of guanylate cyclase activity; visual perception. The record is from RefSeq and is a predicted model, not a curated record. NCBI's taxonomy places the organism in Eukaryota, Metazoa, Chordata, Amphibia, Anura, Myobatrachidae. The transcript is spliced from 4 exons. Bases 1 to 597 code for a protein of 198 amino acids.
AUGGGGAACAUGGAUGGAAAGACUGUGGAGGAACUAAGCGCCACAGAAAUCCACCGGUGGUAUAAAAAGUUUAUGACCGAGUGUCCAUCCGGACAGCUGACCCAGCAUGAAUUCAAGCAGUUCUUUGGUCUCAAGAACCUUAGCCCAGCAUCCAACGAAUACAUUGAACAAAUGUUUGACACAUUUGACUUUAAUAAGGAUGGUUAUAUGGAUUUUAUGGAAUAUGUGGCAGCCCUGAGCUUAGUCCUGAAGGGCAAAGUGGAGCAGAAGCUGAGGUGGUACUUUAAACUCUAUGAUGUUGAUGGAAAUGGAUGUAUUGACAGAGGUGAACUUCUCAAUAUAAUCAAGGCAAUUAGGGCUAUUAACAGAUGUAAUGAUGAGAUGACGGCAGAGGAAUUCACAGAUAUGGUUUUUCACAAAAUUGACAUCAAUGGGGAUGGUGAAUUAUCACUGGAAGAGUUUAUGGAAGGUGUGCAGAAAGAUGAGCUACUCCUGGAGGUGUUGACUCGCAGUUUGGACUUGAAACACAUUGUCUAUAUGAUUCAGAAUGAUGGUAAAAGGAUGGACAUAUCGGAACGGCCUGAAAAGAAAUCUUGACUUAAGGUUCCCUUCCCUGAGUUAGGAGAACUUAUGUUUUCAUCCCUGGAACUUGCCUGUCACAUGCUCUGGAUUCAAGCGGCACUGCUAAGGGGCAUGGCACUUCGAACAUUGGGCAAACAUCACAAAACAUAUUAGAACCCUAGAUUUACCUAGAGGGUUUAUAAAUUGCCUAAGAAAAUGGGCUCAUUAUGGAUCCCAUUUGGCACCAGUGCAAUACACAGCAAAUUGUAUAGUAUUUUGUAGUUUUGGUAUGACACCUAAGGUGUCUUUAAUGAUGCAAUUACUGUGAAACAACAUAACUCCACUCACACCACCUACCAUUUAUGUUUGCCUGGCACAUGAUUAUUUCUAUUUUUAAAAGAGCUACCUGAUUUGUAGCAAAACAGCAAAUCCUCGCCACUUAUAUGGUUUGUGGGCUUUAACUGAAGGCCUGGUAUUGAUGUGUGUACUCAGAUCUGGUAACAGCGCUAAGGUGCAUGGCACACAACGUAUGUUAUUUACCUUGUGGGUAUUGAUAAUAUGUAUAGAUAACAUCAGUUUUAUGAGGUGUAGGACUAUGAUGUGACUAAUCUAAAGUAACCUUUGAAGUUAAAUAUCCCUGUCCCUCUUUCUCGAUCUGUGCUUCUCUCUGUACACUCUGUGGUCAUUUAUAAAGCUGUAGCUGUAGCAUUUAUAAAAUGUAGAUGAACAGUGCAGCAGCUACUUCUUCCCCACUUGUUACAUCAUGUUCUCCUCCUGAGGAACUGCUUCCUGUAUGCAUGGGUUCAUAGCAUCAAAUAGCAGGGGGUAAGGCAUAAUUGUUUUGAUAAAAGGAGCUGGAGGAAUAUUGUGUUCCUUACUGAAUCUGGGCUAGGCACAAUAAUGUUCUUAAUUUUCACCAAAAUAUGAGAUUUUGCAUUGCACAAAAUUAUAUUUUUUUAUGAAUGUUAAGGGGUAGAGAGUGAACAUUUUACCAGUCCAUCAGGUAGCAUCACAUUCUCCUUAUCCCCACGAAAACAAAACGGUUGGGGUUUGUUUGGUUUUUUUGCACAUCCUUGGUUUAUACUACAUGAAAUGUUAUAUUUUUGUCCCCAUCCAGGUGCAUUUUAUAUACAAAUUAGCAUUCGCAGGCAUUGUACUAAUGUAAUGCAAAGAGUAAAAUUCAUCAUUCUUACACAUGAAGAAAAGACAACACCAAUGUCUCCAAGUUACUUUCAUGAUGUAUUUUAUAUAUAUAAC